Phanerochaete carnosa HHB-10118-sp is the source of this 732-nucleotide messenger RNA. RefSeq lists its product as uncharacterized. Bases 37 to 558 code for a protein of 173 amino acids. The transcript is spliced from 4 exons. Lineage: Eukaryota; Fungi; Basidiomycota; Agaricomycetes; Polyporales; Phanerochaetaceae. The record is from RefSeq and is a predicted model, not a curated record.
UUGAGCGUAGGAAGAUUGCAGACUAUAUACAUAAUCAUGGCCGCGUACUCUGCCUCCUUACCUCCAGCCAUGACACUCUCACGAUCCCAGCUCCUCGCCUCUGCGCAGGCUCUAUGCAACGAUAUCGCACGAAAAGCUGCCUUGCCAGAUCUCUUCUCGCAUUUCUCGACGAAGCACGAGAACACCGCGUACGAGCAUGGCGAGCCCUUCUUGGCCCCGUUUUUAGGACGAGCAUUCAAGGGCAGGAGCGGCCCCGGCUCGUUGGAAGCGUAUUUCAUACUUCUGGUAACGCAUCUCUCUUACGAGGACAUGAGCUUCGGCGAGUGGAUUGUCGAUACAGAGGCGAAGAAAGUAUCUUGCGUGGGCUCGGCCAAGUUCACAUGGAUCGAGGGGGCCGGCAAAGGCAACUCGUGGAAUGAGAAAUUUGUCUACAACCUUGACUUCGACGACGAAGGCAAAAUGAUAGGCUACCAAAUCUGGUCCGACUCUGGGGCAGCUUAUCUUGCUUGGAAAGGCGAGUUGAACUCGUUGCGCGAGAAAUUUGGGACGGACGCUUGAAGGACAGACAUCGAUGAGCUCACCCUCGGGGAUUGUACGAUAAACCAGCACACUCAGCCUGUAUAGGAUUACAUUCGGAAAGAACAGCUCGUGUACCGUCUCACGCUGUCUUAGGACACCGGAGCCGCUAAAACUCUUAAAUGCCUUUGAUGAUGGCAUGCUGUGGAGGUGGGA